UAUCUUAUCUCAUUUUUGGUGAUAUUUUUCUCUCUCCUCUCUCGUGGGCUGAAAAAGAGAGACAGGUAGAGGGAGAAAGUGAGCUGCUAUAAGAUCUGGCAACAGAGAGAGAGAGGGAGAGAGAGAGAGGGAGAGGAGAGAGAGACUUGUGAGUGAGAGAGAAGAUACAGUUGUUCCAUUCUCUUGCAUCCUUCUCCUCCUCUUGGCUGUGCAAGCUUCGUUCCGUUCCUGCUGAAUUUCCUUUGAAAGGAGAGGACUUUGCUGCGAUUUGGACCAGAAUCAGAGAAAUGGUGAUCUUCCGCUGCCGAAGCUGAGUUUUUUAAGGGGAAAGGAGAGGCUUUUGAAGGCUUCCUUGAUCUGAAUUGUAGUUGAAAGUGUUUCUUUCUUGAAAUUGUGAAGUGGGUUUGAGAGGGUUGAGUCGAAUUUGAGAGAAAGAGCUUUUUCACCAGGUUCUCACAAGAAAGGAAUCGGCCGACCACAACAAAACAAUGAAUUUACUUGCUGAAAGAAUCUCUUUGCAGACACAACAUUCUCUGAAACCAACAACCCAGCUGCCCCAAUCCGUGCUAUUGUUUGGAAAAUCAACAAAGGAAUCAUCAUCAUCAACGACACCACCGCCAACAGCUAUGAAGGACACCGAGAAAUGCUUGGAUUCUCAACUCUGGCAUGCUUGCGCCGGAGGAAUGGUUCAGAUGCCAUCAGUGAACUCCAAAGUUUACUAUUUCCCUCAGGGCCAUGCUGAGCAUGCUCAAUCUCCUGUAGAUUUUGGCAAUUCUAUUAGAGUCCCGGCCUUCGUCCCCUCUCGGGUAACCUCAGUCAAGUUCAUGGCUGAUCCCGAGACCGAUGAGGUCUUUGCCAAGAUCCGCCUCGUCCCUGUUCCUCAAAAUGAGAUGGAUUUUGGUGAAGAUGAAGGACUUGGCAUUGGUUGCAAUGGAUCCGCUGAAUUGCAAGAAAAACCCGCAUCUUUCGCAAAGACUUUAACUCAAUCUGAUGCAAACAACGGCGGAGGGUUCUCCGUUCCACGUUAUUGUGCUGAGACAAUCUUCCCUAGAUUGGAUUACUCGGCUGAUCCCCCCGUCCAAACCGUUCUUGCCAAGGAUGUCCAUGGAGAGGUCUGGAAGUUUAGGCAUAUUUACAGAGGUACACCUCGGAGGCACUUGCUUACUACUGGAUGGAGCACUUUCGUUAACCAGAAGAAGCUCGUGGCUGGGGAUUCGAUUGUGUUCCUCAGAACGGAGAGCGGGGACCUGUGUGUGGGUAUUCGAAGGGCUAAGAGAGGGAUCGGCACUGGUCAUGAGCAGCCUUCGGGGUGGAAUCCGCCGAUGUCUGCGGCUUAUGGGGGGUUCUCGGUUUUUCUGAGGGAGGAGGAGAAUAAGCUUAUGAGGGGUAAUGGCAAUGGGGGUAAUGUGAGGGGAAAGGGUAGGGUGAGGGCUGAGUCAGUGAUUGAGGCAGUAAGACUUGCUUCAAGUGGGCAGCCUUUUGAGGUUGUGUACUACCCUAGGGCCAGCACACCGGAGUUCUGUGUGAAGGCAGCAGCGGUGAGAGCGGCGAUGAGGGUUCAGUGGUGUCCCGGGAUGAGAUUCAAGAUGGCUUUUGAGACCGAGGACUCAUCAAGGAUCAGUUGGUUCAUGGGCACUAUUUCCGCAGUUCAAGCUGCAGAUCCUAUACGGUGGCCUAAUUCUCCUUGGAGGCUUCUUCAGGUGUCAUGGGACGAGCCUGACCUCCUCCAGAACGUAAAGCGCGUGAGCCCAUGGCUAGUAGAACUGGUCUCAAACAUGCCCGCAAUCCAUUUAGCCCCUUUUUCCCCUCCAAGAAAAAAAUUACGCAUCCCCGACUUCCCUCUAGAUACUCACCAAAUCCCGACCCCACCCUUUUCAAACAACCCUCAUGGGCCCGUAGGCAUACAGGGAGCCAGGCAUGCUCAAUAUGGCAUAUCUCUUUCAGAUCUUCACCUCAACCAUCUUCAUUCCGGGUUUUUUCACAGGGGCAUCCACCACCAUCAUCCACCAACAAAAUUUACCACCAGCCUCUUUGUUACUAACCCUUCUGUCGAUGAGGACAUCUCUUGUUUGUUGACCAUUGGAACUCCUUCUACAAAGAAGACUUCUCAGUUGGUGCUCUUUGGGAAGCCGAUACUCACUGAGGAGCAGAUUUCUCUUAGUGGUUCUGGUAACAGUUCAUCAGAAGGAAAUAAUGAGAAUGUGGGAGAUAAUUCUCCUUGGCUUAGAGAUCAUCAAGCAGUAGAGUUAGGUUUGGAGUCUGGGCACGUUAAGGUGUUCAUGGAGUCAGAUGAUGUUGGCCGUAAUCUUGAUCUCUCGGUUUUUGGGUCUUAUGAGGAGUUGUAUGGGAAGCUCGCAGACAUGUUUGGGAUUGAGAAGUCGGAGAUGAUGAGCCAUGUUCUUUACCGUGAUGCGACUGGUGCUGUUAAACACACUGGAGAUGCACCUUUCAGUGAGUUCAUGAAGACGGCAAGGAGGUUGACGAUACUAAUGGAUUCAGGCAGCAAUAACAUAGGAAAUCAGUAGGAAAAGAAAAUGAGGUCUAUGUCAAAUGUACAGUCGAACGAGCUCAGUUAUUUUGUUCUCAAUGCCAACUUUUUUAUCCCGAACCCUUCGUUUUGUUUUUGUUUCUUUCAUCAGUUUCUGAAUGUUAGGUCUUUAUAAGAGAGCUCCUCUGUAUGCCAAACUCCUUACAGAGGCUUCUUGAACUUAAAUCUUCUCAAUUACAAGGUUCAAUUUCAGAAAGUAGGCAAUAUAUAUGUUACAUCUUUCUUUCUUUC
Asparagus officinalis (garden asparagus) is the source of this 2779-nucleotide messenger RNA. Its product is annotated as auxin response factor 18-like. The transcript is spliced from 5 exons. NCBI's taxonomy places the organism in Eukaryota, Viridiplantae, Streptophyta, Magnoliopsida, Asparagales, Asparagaceae. Gene Ontology annotation, molecular function: protein binding; DNA binding. Gene Ontology annotation, cellular component: nucleus. The record is from RefSeq and is a predicted model, not a curated record. Gene Ontology annotation, biological process: regulation of DNA-templated transcription; response to hormone. The coding region runs from base 489 to 2525 and encodes 678 amino acids.